Molecule: messenger RNA, 975 nt
Organism: Orycteropus afer afer
Lineage: Eukaryota; Metazoa; Chordata; Mammalia; Tubulidentata; Orycteropodidae
Gene: CCDC85B
Product: coiled-coil domain containing 85B
Biological process (GO): negative regulation of DNA-templated transcription
Cellular component (GO): nucleus
Source: RefSeq, a predicted model, not a curated record
CCGCGGCUACAGCCUCCGCAUCCUCCGCUGCUGCCUGCCGCCCGCGGGCGGGAGCCGGAGCCCUAGCGGCGCCGGGCUGAGGUGGGGCUCCUGGGCAGCGACGGCGGCAGGCGAUGCUCCAGCGGCCUGAGCAGCCAUGGAGGCCGAAGCAGGCGGCCUGGAGGAGCUGACGGACGAGGAGAUGGCGGCGUUGGGCAAGGAGGAGCUGGUGCGGCGCCUGCGGCGGGAGGAGGCGGCGCGCCUGGCGGCGCUGGUGCAGCGAGGCCGUCUCAUGCAGGAGGUGAAUCGGCAGCUGCAGGGCCACCUGGGCGAGAUCCGCGAGCUCAAGCAGCUCAACCGGCGCCUGCAGGCUGAGAACCGCGAGCUGCGCGACCUCUGCUGCUUCCUGGACUCGGAGCGGCAGCGCGGGCGCCGCGCCGCGCGCCAGUGGCAGCUCUUCGGGACCCAGGCGUCCCGGGCCGUUCGCGAGGACCUGGGCGGCUGCUGGCAGAAGCUGGCCGAGCUGGAGGGCCGCCAGGAGGAGCUGCUGCGGGAGAACCUGGCACUUAAGGAGCUCUGCCUGGCGCUGGGCGAGGAGUGGGGUCCCCGCGGUGGCUCCGGCGGCGCUGGGGGCUCCGGCUCCGGGCCGACCCCUGAGCUCACCCUGCCCCCUUGCGGGCCCCGCGAUCUGGGCGAUGGCAGCUCCAGUACCGGCAGCGUAGGCAGCCCCGAUCAGUUGCCCCUGGCCUGCUCCCCUGACGACUAAGGGCACUGCUUCCUAGCCACCUGCCCUCGCCCGGAUUGCACCCCGGGUUUGCUGUGGACCUCGGGACCUAGACGCUGCCACGGCUUCGCCGAGGGGCGUUUGGCAUGGAGUGAGAAACCCUGACACCGAAGAGAGCCCCGCGCCUUCGCCAGUGGGGCGGCAGGGGGUCUGGAGGCUGGCGUGGAGGGACUUCCUGGGGGCUGGGUGGGAGCCAAUAAACGGACAGAAGC